This is a messenger RNA of Cajanus cajan (pigeon pea), 1281 nucleotides long. The record is from RefSeq and is a predicted model, not a curated record. NCBI's taxonomy places the organism in Eukaryota, Viridiplantae, Streptophyta, Magnoliopsida, Fabales, Fabaceae.
AUGCGAGUUCUGAGCUUUAUGGAUGCCUAUUCGGGGUACAACCAAAUCCGAAUGCAUCCCGCAGACGAGGACAAAACCGCCUUCAUAGCCGAUCAAGCCAAUUUCUAUUACAGGGUCAUGUCGUUCGGUCUAAAGAACGCGGGGGCGACCUACCAACGAUUGAUGGACAAGGUCCUUGUGAAUCAGCUAGGUCGGAACGUGGAAGCUUAUGUGGACGACAUGGUGGUGAAGUCAGAAAGCGUCAAUCGGCAUUUCGACGACUUGCAAGAGUUGUUUGACACGAUCGGCAAGUACCAGCUCAAAUUGAAUCCCGAUAAGUGCUCUUUCGGGGUCCAGGCAGGAAAGUUCCUUGGUUUCUUACUGGCUCACCGAGGCAUUGAAGCAAACCUUGACAAGUGCUCGGCGAUCAUCAACAUGAGGAGUCCUUCUACGGUGAAGGAAGUGCAGCAGCUUACAGGAAGAAUGGCUUCUUUGUCUCGUUUUCUGUCCAAAUCAGCCGACAAGGCGUUACUGCUUUUCCAAUGUCUAAGGAGAAUGAUCGUUAGCGCGGUUUUAGUCCAAGAGCAGGAAGGCACUCAAGUUCCUGUGUAUUUCGUGAGUCGGGUCCUACAGGGGGCAGAAGCAAGGCAAAUAUUACAGAAGCCCGACCUGGCAGGAAGGAUGAUGAAGUGGUCUAUAGAGCUAUCAGAGUAUUCCAUCAAGUAUGAGCCGAGAGGAGCAAUCAAAGCUCAAGCACUAGCCGAUUUCGUGAUGGAGUUGACCUCUCCCGCUGAAGAGGGCGAGGUCGGAGAGACGCAGUGGAUCCUAUCAGUGGAUGGAGCCUCGAACCUCGGAGGAAGUGGAGUAGGGAUCGUCUUGGAAGGACCGGGAGGAAUUUUGUUGGAACAAUCACUACGUUUUGAAUUCCGAGCAAGCAACAACCAGGCCGAGUACGAAGCGUUGUUAGCUGGCAUGGCAUUGGCAAAGGAAAUGGGGGCGACGAGUUUGUCGGCCCGAAGUGACUCUCAACUGAUCACGGGACAAGUCGCGGGAACUUUCCAAGCGAAGGAUCCUCAGUUGGCCAAGUACUUGGAAAAAGUUAAGCUCUUAUCGGAAAACUUCCGAGAGUUCACACUUAACCAUGUACCGCGGGAGCAGAAUUCGAGAGCAGAUCUCCUCUCCAAGUUAGCAAGCAAAAAGAAGCCAGGAGCCACUAGGUCGGUCAUCCAAGAAACCUUAGCUCAGCCGAGUAUAAAUGAGCAACAGGAGAGUGUCCUUUUCAUCCAAGAAGAGCUCGAUUGA